AUGUCAUCCUUUUGCGAUAUUCGGUCUGUAUGUAAAGGCGCGCGUGCCGUUGACGGAAACAGCAAACCAUCAGACAGCGGGAAGGACAACACCGGUCUCAAGCACGCCAGCACGACAAGGCAUGGCGACUACUUCGGUCUUCGGCCGAUGCGCGUCAAAGAAGAAGACUAUCAGAGCCCUGUGCCGGAGUAUGAAGUACUUUCCAUCUGCCGGAUGAAGGACGAGGGCAGCCUCGAGCUACGUCGCUUAACGAUAAUUGUCAACUGGGUCGAAGAACAUGCGGGGUCGAUUCACCAUCCUGGCUUGCAUGUGAUCGCCAAGGUGAAUGAGAAGGGUUUUGACACAAUGCAGAAGGAGAUUCGCCGAUACGAAGAGACGUUGUGA
This is a messenger RNA of Saxophila tyrrhenica, 384 nucleotides long. RefSeq lists its product as uncharacterized. The transcript is spliced from 2 exons. The record is from RefSeq and is a predicted model, not a curated record. NCBI's taxonomy places the organism in Eukaryota, Fungi, Ascomycota, Dothideomycetes, Mycosphaerellales, Extremaceae. The coding region runs from base 1 to 384 and encodes 127 amino acids.